AAACCCGGAACAUUGUUGGAUAAAAACAGACGUUACAGUCUGUACCGGCGAGCAGCACAAUGGACUCAGACUAGUUUAGAAGUCGCACCACUUUUUUUCUCGACGUGAUGAGAGUCAAUGUGAAGUUCAGGCUGUCUUGGUGACUGAUCCUGUUAUUCAGUGUUACAUUGUUAAGGAAGAAGUUAUUAAGUAAUUAACUGUAAUGGAGCAGGAGGGGGGAGAGUCCGGGGAGCAGAGGGAGGUCUGCCCCGCCGCCGAGAGGAAACCCAACAGGGAGCUGGAGAAGCUGCUCGCCUUCAAAGUUUACAAGAGGAGGUGGUUCAUCCUGCUGGUGCUGUGCCUGCUGAACUGCUCCAACUCCGCCCUAUGGCUGACCUUCGCACCAGUAGCAGACCAGUCGGCCCAGUACCUGAAGGCCAGCCUGGAGCAAAUCAACUGGCUGUCUCUGGUCUACAUGGUGGUGGCCAUCCCGCUCAGCUUCGGCACCACCUGGAUGCUGGACACCCUCGGGCUGCGGAUCACGCUGAUCGUGGGAUCCUGGCUGAACAUGUUCGGGGCGCUGCUGCGUUUAGUGGGCUCGCUGCAGAGUUUGGGGAUCAGCGCCGUCUACCCGGUGGUGAUGGUGGGUCAGACGCUGGGCGCCCUGGCCCAGCCGCUCAUCAUCUUCACCCCCACCAAGCUGGCAGCGCUCUGGUUCCCCGAGCACCAGCGCGCCACGGCCAACACCAUCGCCUCCAUGUCCAAUCCGCUGGGCGUCCUGCUCGCCAACAUCAUCUCUCCCAAGGUCGCUGUGACGUACGACCAGAUCCCCGUCCUGCUGCUUGUCUAUGCGAUCCCAGCAGCCGUCAUCUGUUUCCUAGCAACAGUGGGGAUACGGAGCAGCGCCCCCCCGACGCCGCCCUCAGCCAGCGCCGAGUCCUCGGGCUCCGAGCCGUUCCUGCAGGGGAUUAAACUGCUGCUGAAGAACAAGGCCUACCUCAUCCUGCUGCUGUGUUUCGGCGCCGGCAUCGCAGUUUUCACCUGCUUCUCCACGCUGCUGGAGCAGAUCCUGUGUGUGCGCGGCUACACCAACGACUUCGCCGGCCUGUGUGGGGCGCUCUUCAUCGUGUUCGGGGUCGUCGGCGCCGGCUUCCUCGGCCUCUACGUCGACAAAACCAAGAAGUUUAUCGAAGCCAUCAAGAUCAACAUGUGCUUCUCGGCGCUGGCGUGCAUCGCCUUCUCAGUGGUCUCCCAGAUGCGGCAGCAGACCGUUGCCGUGGCCACCGUCUGCUCCCUCUUCGGCCUUUUCGGUUUCUCCAUCUACCCGGUGGCCAUGGAGCUGUCUGUGGAGUGCUCCUACCCGGUCGGAGAGGCCACGUCGGCCGGACUCAUCUUCAUAUCGGGACAGGUCCAGUCGAUUCUCUGCAUCGUGCUCAUCCAGAAGCUGACCAGACAGCUGGCCGACUCGCCUUUCUCCACCUGCUCAGCUGGAGGGGACGCAGCCCUGAGCUGGAGGGUGUCCAUGCUGGUGAUGGCAGGCCUGUGCACGCUGUUCAGCUGCAGCUUCGUUAUUUUCUUCAACACGCGGUACAGGCGACUGGAGGCCGAGGCUCAAGCCACCGACAGGACCAAGCUAAGCAACGGCUCGGCCGCCAGCGACCAGGCAGCCGCUGCGGACACGUAAAAACCUCCCGAGACCGAGGAGGAAGAAUUCGGGGCGCGAUCACACCUCCAGUUUGUUUUCUUCGGUCUUUGCAGAAAAGUCACGUUUUACUACUUGGUUUGUUUACCUUCACAAAUUAAAAGCCAAUCCUCGUCUCGUCUUGUCAACAAAAUGUCACAAAUGUCUGCAAAAUCAAUCUGAUCCCAGUCCCUGGAAGUUACAGGGCGCCCAACUUCAAAUGGCAUUAUUCCCACCUGAUCGACCAAAGCAAACCAAAGGAGGAAUCGCUCCAGUUGGAACAACCUGCCGCAGAGAUUUUAGGUGUAAAUACGACAUUCAGGUUUUCAAAUUCAAGUUCCUGUGGGUCAGUGGAAUUCCUCAAAGUACAGAGGAAAAAAACAAAAACAAAAACAAUUUACAACUUCAACCUCAUGCAACAGACAGUCAAGAGAAAGUGCAAUACACGGUACGUUAAAUGAUCAAAAGAGCAACGGACGGUACGAUUUGAGGAGCUGCUGCCUUUGGAAAGAAGAAGAAAAGAAGAAAUUGUGGUUGCAAAGGGAGGAGAGAUGGACUGCCCUUUGCGGAAGUCUUUGAAAAGCUAAAAAAAAAAUUUAAAAAAUAAAAACAAAGCUGAGACAGAAACCGGGGAUGCUUAAAGAAGAAGUGGAGGCUGGUGCUGCGUUCAAUUCCAAGCCGGAAGUGGGAAAUUCCCGGCUGGCUUUUUGCAGCGUGUUUCAGCGGGCCAGAAAAAACCAGAAGAGAAACGUGGACGCCUCGUAAAAUCCUCUUCCUCAUUUUUCCAGUUGCAGUCAGGUGACUCGUUAGCACAGGACGUCAUGUUUUUUUUUUUUAAUUUUGACAGAUGUAAGCCCGUGCUGCAACGCUGAAAAAAUGGCAAAGCAGCGUGAGCGACUUGGAAUCAGAUAAAGAGGCAGGCAGGCUGACAGAGAAGAGAGAGCAAAAGAAAGAUGGGAGGAAAAAACAGAAAGAGAGAGAGAGAUGGAGCUUUUGUGAUGAAAUGUCAGAGCAGAAGACACCGACAGGAGGAGGAGGAGGGGGGGAUCCUCAUUUCCGCUCCCUUUGUCUCCUUUUCUUCAGGUGUUUGAAGCCACAGGAUAUGGCUGAAAAUAGGAUCGUGUCAAGUUUGUGUCAAAUCGCAUAAAAAACCGAGCAGUUUGUCGCCUUUUUAAGUGACAGAACAUGUGGCUCGUGACUCCAGCGCAGGUCGGUGUGUAACUUGAUAAGGAAACACAGCGGGAGCUGCUGUACUCCACGGGGAUGAUUCCUGCUCUCGUGUUGCCGCGGGAUCAGAUGGCAAGAAGGCCGCAGGUUCGAUUCCCAUCAGCAGCCCGGGCUCGUCGGCGCCUUUGAGCGAAACGAUGAACUUCUCUUCCUCCCAGCUUUUAUUUCGGGAGCCACCGGCUGUUCUUGAGAAGGUUUCCGAGUGUAAUUAUGUCUUUUUGUUUUGAUGAAAUGAAAAAAAAAAAAAAAGACCACGGACUGUGUGCCAGAUCAGAUGUGCAGUUCAACUCAGGCAGAAAGACUUUCCUCGUGUCAGGAAGUUACAGUUCUCGACUUAAAAAAUAUAAACUUUCUGGAUAAGGUGCAGUAGUAUGUCUUUAUAUACCAAGUAUAUAAAGUGAUUGUUAUUUGUAUUAUCAAUUAAUGUAUUGAUUAAGUCACCAGAACCUGAAGUGAUGCCUUCCAGCUGCCUGAUUAAGGGUCUGACCAGCAGCCACAAAAAAAAAAAAUGGAUAUAUUUGUGAAGCUGUAGAACUGAAGAACAAAUGUUUGGUGUUUUUACUUGAGAAAUGAUGAAAAUGGUCACUCGGUUAAUUUUCUGUAACUCACUGACGUCUUACUUCUACUGUGGGACAUUCCUGUGUACACUGGGUCUUUUAUAUACUGCAGAACUUUUUAUACUUUCACUUUUUUUGUUUAGUUUUUGUUCAGUAAUAACACACUACCAUGUUAAAAAGUGUUAUUUUUUUUCUAUAAAGUUACAUCAGAUAUUUAUCUGCACAGCUGACUUCAACAGGAAUUAGAAAUAAACUGCAAGUUGGUUUUAAUGUCUAACCACAGGAUCGACCCACAGCGGCUGCUAAGUGUUUUUUUUUUUUUUUUACUUUCACAUUGAGUUUAAAAUGAAAAUGCAGCUUUUACAACAGCUAAAGCAAAAUUCCCGUUUUUUUUUUUUCCCUCCAACUGUUGUUUGUUGUUUCCUGAUGAUCUGUAGUUUAAACGAUUUUAUUCCAAAUUUUGCUGUUACAUGCCUUGUUUACUUCUACAAUUAGAGAUUACCUGCAUUUUCCCAGAAUGCCUUUCAAGAACCCUCAGGGAUCAGGCCUGAAUUUCUUGCUUUCGGUGAUAAUGAAGUGAAAAUUCAAUUCAAACUCAGAAUCCCUAAAAAAAAAAAAAAAAAAAAAAGUGCUUUUCAU
This is a messenger RNA of Myripristis murdjan (pinecone soldierfish), 4083 nucleotides long. It is a transcript of the gene slc49a3, whose product is annotated as solute carrier family 49 member 3. The record is from RefSeq and is a predicted model, not a curated record. Gene Ontology annotation, biological process: transmembrane transport. The transcript is spliced from 10 exons. Gene Ontology annotation, cellular component: membrane. The coding region runs from base 203 to 1663 and encodes 486 amino acids. Gene Ontology annotation, molecular function: transmembrane transporter activity. NCBI's taxonomy places the organism in Eukaryota, Metazoa, Chordata, Actinopteri, Holocentriformes, Holocentridae.